CCACCAAAUCCGGCCAAAAACCGAUUCAGCGAGUGCCUGAUUCGAGUUUGACCGGCCUGAGUUUGCAAAACACUGGGGUGCUCCAUCAAUUUGCAGGCGUAAUUGUACACGAUUUAAAAAUAAAUGAAAUGUGUCAUGUUCAAAAGGACAAACUAAAAAGGAUAGGGAAAAGGAGAUGGAGCUGAAAUCUUUAAAAAAAAAAAAACAAUUCUGAGAAAAUUAAUGGAGAGAAACAUACAUGGUUGAUGCGUGAUGUCUGAGAGAGACUGAACACAACAGAGAGAGAGAGUGUUCAAUUGGUCAAUGGAGUUCCUAAACCCACCCCUGUUCUUGUUUCUCUGUUUCCUUCUCUCUUCUUCCUACCCAUUAUGCUCUGCAACUCCCCACCUUUCAGUUUCUAAUGAAGCAGCCAUUGAUUACCAGGGAUUCCUGAAUUGGGCUAGAGAAGACGAGUUGUUUGAAUGGAUUAAGAGGGUUAGGAGACAUAUACAUAUGAACCCUGAGCUUGCUUUCAAUGAGUACAAAACCAGUAAAUUUAUCAGAGAAGAGCUUGAUGAAAUGGGAAUCGAAUAUUCAUGGCCUUAUGCUAAGACAGGGAUAGUUGCAACUAUUGGGUCAGGGGGGCGCCCCAUUUUAGCGCUUAGAGCUGACAUGGAUGCUCUUCCUAUCCAGGAGCUGGUGGACUGGGAGUAUAAGAGCAGAUUGGAUGGCAAAAUGCAUGCAUGUGGUCAUGAUGCUCAUGUAACUAUGGUUCUUGGGGCAGCUAAACUACUUCAGAAGGCAAAGGAUCAAUUAAAGGGCACUGUGAAGCUUGUUUUCCAGCCAGCCGAAGAGGGUGGUGCUGGGGCGUACCAUAUGAUACAAGAGGGUGCCAUCGAGAACAUAGAAGCCAUUUUUGGGUUACACGUUGAUAAUCAACUAAGAACUGGUGCAAUAGCGUCAAAACCAGGCCCACUUUUGGCUGCAUCCGGUCGCUUUGUUGCCAUAAUCCAAGGUCAAGGUGGCCAUGCAGUCAAACCCCAUAAAGCCAUUGACCCUGUUCUUGCUGCAUCUCAUGCUAUCCUCAGCCUACAACAGCUUGUAUCUCGAGAAACUGAUCCUGUUGAUAGCAGUGUGGUGUCUGUUACCUUCAUUAGUGCUGCUCAUGGUCAUGCGAUCAUCCCCGACAAAGUGACAUUUGGAGGGACACUCAGGAGUAUGACAUCUGAAGGACUUUCUAAUUUGGCAAGAAGGAUCAAAGAGGUGAUAGAGGCCCAAUCUGUGGUGCACAGGUGCAGUGCAUCCAUUGAUUUCAUGGAGAAGAUUGGGAGACCCUAUCCUGAAACACUGAAUGAUGACGGGAUGUACAUGCAUGUGAAGCGGGUUGGGGAGAGCUUGCUUGGUGAGCACAAUGUUCACUUGAGCCCACCAGUUAUGGGUGCUGAAGACUUUGGCUUUUAUUCACAAAUUAUCCCUAGUGCAAUGUUUUGGUUGGGUAUAAGGAAUGUGAGUGUUGGGUCCUAUCACUCCCUCCAUUCUCCACACUUUUUCUUGGAUGAAAAUGCCCUUCCUAUAGGUGCAGCGUUGCAUGCUGCAGUGGCAGUGGCUUAUUUGGAAAGUCAGGCUUCGCGCUUUCACUAGGCGAGGGACAUUUUGUCUUUUGGACCUCCUUGGUGAGAGAGCAUAGGUUAUGUGGUUGGAGGAGAUCGAUGUGGUUUCAGAUGGUUUGGUCAUUCUAAUGUAAUGGCAUUUUCAUCAGUUUCUAAAAAUUAUUGACAUUUUCAUAAUGCUCAAGCAAGUUAUUUUGAUUU
Molecule: messenger RNA, 1790 nt
Organism: Amborella trichopoda
Lineage: Eukaryota; Viridiplantae; Streptophyta; Magnoliopsida; Amborellales; Amborellaceae
Product: IAA-amino acid hydrolase ILR1-like 7
Biological process (GO): auxin metabolic process
Cellular component (GO): endoplasmic reticulum
Molecular function (GO): IAA-Ala conjugate hydrolase activity
Source: RefSeq, a predicted model, not a curated record